AUGUACGCCGCUCAGAAUAUAACGCCAACAGUUUUGGAUGCCAUGAACGGAAAUGUUUCCGAAUGGUAUAACGAAUGCGACAAUGCCAUUAGAAGGUCAGAAAUAGUUCCUGGAACUUACGAAUAUACAACUGCUGUUUCUUAUGGAAAUGUAGGUGAGUUUGGAGAAGGUUCUUCAACAACAGUAGAUAUUGCUUGCGACAGGUUUCAUAUUAUUUCUAUUGACAACUCAUUCUUAUACGUGGAACAAGACAUUGAAAUAAAACCUUCUGCCAAGUUGUCUGACAAGAAAGGUUGCAAUGGAAUUUUCUAUGUCGGAUACCAAUAUGCUCCAGAAGUUUUCAUGGGAUAUAAGAUAUAUUCUAACUCUGACUUAGUUCAAACAGUAACAUGGGCAAACUAUGAAUGGUUCGCUUUGAGAAACUCAGUACAACCACAAGCUAGAGAACAAACAGACCAGUAUGCAACUAUUGAGAAAAUAAGAAGACUUGACCCUAACGUUCCAGGAGUUUAUGUUAACCUUUCUGGUUCAGAUGGAACUGCUGCCACUAAAGUAAAACUGAAACUUAGAGUUCCUUUGUCAUCUUUCCUCAUCUUCAGGUUUUUAAGAUACUUGCCAAACUGGGCAGGAAAAAUUUCUAUCGAACUUACUCCAAGCAAAAAUAACUUAGUCAUUGCACCAACACAAGACCCAUUCAGCAUUACUGUAGCUGGAACUGGUGGAGCCAAGUUCUGUGACUUUUGCAAAGACAAAGUUGACUUAGACUUUGGUUUCUCAAACUUCAACAAUGAAGUAAACUAUUAUUUCAAUGCUGCUGGAACUGCUUGGGACCCAGUUAAGUUCACAUGCGAAAAAUUUGAAUGCAAGAGAAUAGAAAGCAGACUUGCCGUUUAUAUGUUGGACCCAGAUAUUUCAAAUGCUUUAGCUGCCAAAUAUAUUGCAGUUCCACUUAUGUUCCCUAUACACCAAAUAUCUGUCAAAGACUUUGCAGGUGAAGUUGGAAACCAAAGUGCUGACCCAGGUGCAAGAACAGAUAUUGCUUUAACAACUG
This is a messenger RNA of Trichomonas vaginalis G3, 1051 nucleotides long. RefSeq names its product protein of unknown function, DUF4106 family. The annotation marks the transcript as partial. The record is from RefSeq and is a predicted model, not a curated record. The transcript has a single exon. Lineage: Eukaryota; Parabasalia; Trichomonadida; Trichomonadidae.